Molecule: messenger RNA, 3258 nt
Organism: Acytostelium subglobosum LB1
Lineage: Eukaryota; Evosea; Eumycetozoa; Acytosteliales; Acytosteliaceae
Exons: 2
Coding region: 1-3258 (1085 amino acids)
Biological process (GO): protein phosphorylation
Molecular function (GO): protein kinase activity; protein binding; ATP binding
Source: RefSeq, a predicted model, not a curated record
AUGGAAGAUCCCUCAUCAUCAAAGACCAACAACAUCAAUAGCAGCGGCAAUAGCAGCAACAACAACAACAGUAGUAACAAUAAUAAUAAUAAUAGUGUGACCAUUACAUCCAUCGUGGUAAAUGGGAGCACAGACCAGAGCACAAUGGACAAUCAACAGGACGAUCAAGAGCACACUGCCCCUGGUGGCGGGGAUAGCGUUCUUGGCGUGGAGCCUAAGGUGACGGACAAGAAGAGAAAGCUAUCAAACUAUGGCACGGAGGAGAGCACCUAUCAUCACCUAAAGAGGCCGUCUUUGGGUGACAUCAAUACACCAGUACCACUAUCGAACUUAUUCAGACGAAACAGCUUUAGCUCGGGCUCGUCACCAAGGUCAUCGACGAGCACCACAACAACAAGUGAUCAAUUGAUUUGCCGAGGCGAGCGCGAGGAGGACCUCGAGGAGAUCAGGAGGGAGAGACUCGAGCGUGACAAGAUGCUCCACGAGUCUGCCGACGAAGCAAUCUUCAAGUAUGGCGACGGAGAGGAGGGAGAGAAUUUGUUGCUGCGAAGGAGCAGCAGCAGCAGGAGGAGGAUGUCGAGCAUCAACGACCAUCACGAAGAUGGUAAUGAACAUGAUCAUGACCACGAUCACGAUCACAACGACAAUGAUGAUAUGAUCAUUGACACCAUCACGACCAACCAUGAUGAUGCCAAUGAUCAUGAGAAUGAUCACGAUCAUGACAAUCACAUCCCACUUAACAGUACCAACAACACCGAUGACGAAUAUGACAAUCACACCAACAACAACACCGACGACGACGACUCUGGCAUGAUGAUGGACGACCCCUUCUCUCGGGGCAACAGUCCAGUGCGCAGCAACAAUCCUCUGCGCAACCGUCUGCUCAUCACCGAGCCAGAGGAGCACCACAGCACCGACGACGAGCACGAAUCUCGCAAGUCGGACGAGAACCUCAAGACGCCCACCGACGACUCGGCGCACCUGGCCAACGACCACACGGGCUCAACACCACCAAUCACCACCAUCGACGACGACGACGACGACGAAGAGGACGACGAUGUACCACUACGUAUCCGAACGUGCGCCACCAACAAGGCGCCCAAGCUGGCGCUCAGCAACUGCUGGCUCAAGGUGAUCCCCACCGAGGUGUGGUCGCUCACCGAGCUGCGCGACCUCGACCUGUCGGCCAACCAGCUCAAGAAGGUGUCCAAGUCGAUCGGCACGCUCGUGCAUCUUCGUCGUCUGCGCCUCAACCACAACCAGCUCACCGUGCUGCCCAAGGAGUUCUACACGCUCAACCGUCUCACGACGCUCUACCUCAACAACAACAACUUCAAGACGGUGCCCAAGGACAUCAAGCAUCUGACCAGUCUCAAGCUGCUCGACCUGAGCUUCAACCAGAUCACCGAGAUCCCAUCGCAGGCUAGCAUCAACAAGAUGGUCAGUCUAGUGGAUCUUCGUCUGCGCUACAACCAGCUCUCGACGCUGCCUUCCAACAUGCUGGACGCCACGCACCUACAGGUGCUGUGGCUCGAGGGCAACCGACUGCCACUUGCCAAGAACAUCCUGAAGAAGUCUCCUGCCGAGAUCUUCACGUUCCUGCGCGCCUACAAGCCCGUCCCCAAGAAGGUCAACGUAGACAAGACGAACAAGGGCAUUCAGCUGCCCACGUCAAUCAACGUGGCUCAGACGAUCGCCGUGGCACAGGAGCUGGCGCAGAGCGCCAUCGAGAAGAAUGACACAAAGAAGCGCAAGAAGGAGAACAUCAACGAAAUCCAGAACAAGGUCAAGCAACUAGAGGAAGAGCUGGUCGUGGCCAAUGCCAAGGCCACCAAGCUCGAGGAGGAGGCUGCCGUCCUUCAGCAGCUGCACACCCAAUUCCCUGUAAAUCUACCACAAAACUACAAUGGUCUGCGCGACACUCCACCGCCCACCAACACGCCGCCAUCCAACGUGUCGCCUGUGCUCAGCAGCCAGCUGGUGGUCAACGCCAUCAACAACAUCUCGCUGCUAUCGCCCACGCCACCACAUCACGUGCCACCCAUCCAGAUCACACAGCCACUGCCCGCGCAGCCACUGCCAACCCAGCAGCUGGCACCUCUGCCACUCAACCAGUUUCCACAGCCCACAAAGAAGGAGUCGCCGUCCGCGACGCCGCCACCUGAGAAGCACUUUGAAUGGGAGAUUGCGCUGUCAGAGAUCAACUGCGGCACAUGCAUUGGCCGCGGCGGCUACGGCCAGGUGUUCCGAGGCAGCUGGCGGGGAACAGAGGUGGCAAUCAAGAUGCUCUUCAACGAUAACUUGAGCCAGAAGUUGCUGAACGACCUCCGAAAGGAAGUGGACUUGCUGUGCAAGUUGCGCCACCCAAACAUUCUACUGUUCAUGGGUGCAUGCACCGAGCCCCGCUCGCCGUGCAUCGUCACAGAGUUCAUGUCGCGUGGCAGUUUGGCCAGCCUUUUGACUGAUGAGACGGUCGAGCUCGACUGGGGCCUGCGCCUGCAGCUCGGUCUGGACUGCGCAAGAGGCGUCACCUACCUUCACUCGCGACACCCCGUCAUCAUCCACAGAGACCUCAAGACUGACAACCUUUUGGUUGACGAGCGUUGGCAGCUCAAGGUGGCCGACUUUGGCCUGGCCACUGUCAAGUCGCACACAUUCGCCAAGACUAUGUGCGGAACAACUGGCUGGGUUGCACCAGAGGUGCUGGCCGAGGAGGGCUACACUGAGAAGGCAGACGUCUACUCAUUCGCCAUUGUGCUCUGGGAGUUAAUGACGCGCCAGAUACCCUACGCUGGCAAGCUCACCCUACAGGUAGUCAGGUCGAUCGAUCGUGGCGAGAGACUGGCCAUCCCACCGUGGUGUCCGUCCGACUAUGCGACGCUUAUCAACAUGUGCUGGGAGACCGAUCCCUCCAAGCGACCUUCCUUCCCCGAGGUCCUGCCAUUGAUGGAGGCCAUGGUCGCCAAGUUCCACAAAGAGAAGAAGUACGCCAUUGAGCACGGACUUCCCAUCCCACAUGUGGGUCCACCAAUCGAUGGAACCGAGCCACAAAAGCAGCUUCAGCCCACCAAGCAGCCACAAGCAGCUUAUCCACCACCUGCCGCUACAGUAGUAGCAGCGGCAGUGAACAACAACAACAACAACAAUUUGACAACAGUAGUAACAGCAGCAGCAACAACAGCAGCAGCAAUGGUAGCAACUCCGGUGACAGGAGCACCCCCAGUAAUCAACAACAUCAACAACAACAAUCAAUCAUAA